GUCAACCAAUACAUAUUGAUACUUUGAUGAUGCUCGCAUCGUGAUAGUCUCGUACCUUGUAUGUUCAUAUAAAUUCACGUUAUUAAAUUUGUGGACUGAAAGUACGUUACCAUUCUCAAGUAAUCAUCUACCUACCUAUAGAAACACUUACCAUGAAGUCAUUUGUGUUCGCUGCGGUGUUCAGUUCAGCCUUAGUAUUUGUGCUAGGUCAGCUAGAUUCAGAACAGGAAGAAAUUCAUAAAAAGGUGCAACAGAGAGAAGAUGAUGCUGCCAAAUACUGUAAUACGCUUUAUCCAGUCACUGAAGAUAUACGUUUUAAAGUAGCGAGAAUGGCCGUGAAAGGAGAAACCGUUCCAGAUAAUCUCCAUACAAAAGAAUGGUGUAAUCUGAACUGUAAUCUGGAGAAACUUGGAUUCUUUGAUGCUGAAGGUACGCUGCAAGUUCGCAAAAUUUACGAAUUCCUGAUUGAAAAACUUCCUGAAUUUAAACCUAACAGGCAAUUUCUUUUGAUUCACUUAUUCACAACUUACCGAGCGACCAGAGGUAUGAGUGAAAAAUGUGAGAAGGCUUUAGUAGUAUAUUAUCGAUUUGCUGAAGCUGUACUGAUGUCCACUUUGGAUGCUGAUUUUCACGCAGAUGCCGUUGCCAUAGAAACGGUUCUGAACGAAGUUUUGGAUGGCAAACCCGAACCGACAGAAUUAGAGACGUCCCUGAAAAAAUCAUUAAAAAAUACAGAGUUAUUCUUCGAUCUUACAAUUUUAAAAUAAAAAAUUUCAAUGCUCUGCUCAUCAAGGACAUUCUAAACAAAUAUCUCAUCGUGAUCAAAUCAUAUACUUAGUACCUACUUAUCUACUGUUUUUUGCACUGCUUUCGACAUUUCAACUUAAUUUAAGGAAUUGUUUACCUAUAUACCUAUUUCAUAAAAUCUAACUUCCAUACAAAACUAAUUCAAUUAAUUAAAAAUUCAAAUAAACGAUUUUUGAUCUA
Planococcus citri (citrus mealybug) is the source of this 987-nucleotide messenger RNA. RefSeq lists its product as uncharacterized. Gene Ontology annotation, molecular function: odorant binding. Lineage: Eukaryota; Metazoa; Arthropoda; Insecta; Hemiptera; Pseudococcidae. The record is from RefSeq and is a predicted model, not a curated record. The coding region runs from base 153 to 767 and encodes 204 amino acids. The transcript has 7 exons.